This is a messenger RNA of Anoplophora glabripennis (Asian longhorned beetle), 407 nucleotides long. RefSeq names its product prostatic spermine-binding protein-like. Lineage: Eukaryota; Metazoa; Arthropoda; Insecta; Coleoptera; Cerambycidae. The annotation marks the transcript as partial. The transcript has a single exon. The record is from RefSeq and is a predicted model, not a curated record.
AUGGUGGUGUAGAUGAUGUAAAUAAUGGUAAUGUAAAUGAUGGCGAUGUAGAUGAUGGUGACGUAGAUGAUGGUGGCGUAGAUGAUGACAAUGUAGAUGAUGGUGACGUAGAUGAUGGUGGCGUAGAUGAUGGCAAUGUAGAUGAUGUCGUGGUAGAUGAUGGUGGUGUAGAUGAUGGUGACGUACAUGAUGGAGAUAUAGAUGUUGCUGUAGUAGAUGAUGUUAAUGUAGAUAAUGGCGAUGUAAUUGAUGGUCAGGUAGAUGACGGUGAUGUAGAUUAUGGUGAUGUGGAUGGUGGCGAUGUAAAUGAUGGUCAUGGCCAUGUAGAUGUAGAUGAUGUAGAUGUUGGUGACGUAGAUGAUGUAGAUGAUGGCGAUAUAGAUGUAGAUGAUGAUGGUGUGCUGUAA